This is a messenger RNA of Leishmania major strain Friedlin, 1395 nucleotides long. RefSeq lists its product as hypothetical. Lineage: Eukaryota; Euglenozoa; Kinetoplastea; Trypanosomatida; Trypanosomatidae. Bases 1 to 1395 code for a protein of 464 amino acids. The record is from RefSeq and is a predicted model, not a curated record. The transcript has a single exon.
AUGUUGCCUUCGCAGCCGCGCCCGAGUCUCACUGGUCUGCCUCCCGGCGCGGCGCUUGUGAAGACCGCGCUGGCAGUUCCUCCGACAGCGAUGCCGCGCAAGCAUUCCACCACCACAGAGAUGUCGCCGCUGCACUCGCUGUCCGCAUCCAAGGCAGCCGCGAACCCAAAGCCGCCUCCGCCGCUUCCAUCGGUGCCAGCGAACAGCUGGUAUGCUCAGCCGUUCGUCGAGCGGCCCGGUACACCAAUGUCCGCCUUCCAUCGGAGCCACCGCGGCAAAAUCAUCUUCUCGCCUCGCCCUGUACCGGUCGAAGAGGCGGAACUGCUAGCGCUACGUGGACAGGAGCCGCGGACCUUGACCGUCUGCGAGGUGGGCAAAGACCUUCUUUACGGAAUGGCCUACCUCUAUGCCGUGCCGCUUGCCAUCGAGCAUCAGUGGCGCGGCCGCGUCGCGUACCUCCAGCAAGUGCGGCGGCGUCAGGCGCCGAUCCCGGACAUCGUGCUCCGAAGUGUUCAGGGACGCACCGCGCUACAGCGGCAGCAUCAGGCGCAGGAGGGUCGCACAGCAUCAGUACAGCUGUCUUCGUCUUCGCCAACGUCGCCAGCUCCAGCUGCCUCGGCACUGGCGCCGGUGGAGUACAGCAACACCAUGCGCUUCGAGCGUGGCGAGACUACGGUGUAUGACCGUCCUGCCGACGACUUUCUGAUUGGCAUAAAGCUUUUCGUGAACGAGGAACUUGUGGAGGAUCACUACCCCGACGUGCACGCGCUCCCUCAGUGCACAGCCACCAUCACCGCCAAGGAGGCCGCGCAGCUGUGGAGCUGCGUUCCCUUUGUCUUGGUCGGCUACCUCAACCAGGCGCUCCUGGACCCCAUCUCUCUCUUCCACACCCUCUCCUUGAGCUUUGUAGAGCACCUCCUGCGGGUGAAGCUGCCUGGCCGUGGCCCCGCUGGCUCCGCAGGGGACUGCACCAAGGCAACGUCGACGCUGCCUUCAUCCUCUGCGGCCGCCCCCUCGCGGCCCACCAAAGCUGCGCUGCUGGAGCUGCCUUUGCGGGUGGAGGUGGUGUACGGUUGCCGCGCGGAGGCGUUCUACUGCACGGACUUCAUCUCGCGCGGCCGCUGCGUUUUGCGCAUGACAGAGGCCUCCAAACCGUCGUUGAAGAGCUACGAGGAGAAGCUGCGUGCGCUCGUCAAGGCACGCCAUACGGCGCCCCAGUUAAUCCCCCGCCCCACGAGUGGUCUUCCACCACCGCGCGCAUGUGCCGGAUGCGGCUAUCCCCUGCAGUUCCGCUGCAGUUUUUGCGGUGCCGAAGUAUGCGGGAGCUCGGUAUGUGCCUCGAGCGCUGUCAUCGGCUACCCACGCGCGUGCACGCGACACGCGCUACAACGCUGA